Musca domestica (house fly) is the source of this 2701-nucleotide messenger RNA. Its product is annotated as prolyl endopeptidase. Gene Ontology annotation, molecular function: oligopeptidase activity; serine-type endopeptidase activity. Bases 213 to 2492 code for a protein of 759 amino acids. The transcript is spliced from 2 exons. NCBI's taxonomy places the organism in Eukaryota, Metazoa, Arthropoda, Insecta, Diptera, Muscidae. Gene Ontology annotation, cellular component: cytosol. Gene Ontology annotation, biological process: proteolysis. The record is from RefSeq and is a predicted model, not a curated record.
UUUAUCCACAGCCAAACAGCUGUUUUGCACUUUGUUGGCCGCAUUUGAAGUUUUCACUGGAGAAGAAGUUGAAGUGUUUUUUCUUUUAAAAAGUUGAAAAGUGCAUUUUUUUGUUAUCUAAAUACAAAUUUAAAGAUUUCCCGAGGGACACUUCUUCAGGAAAAGAAAAUUUUCAAAAAUCUUUCAAAUCCCCAAUUUAGGAAACUUCUUGAAUGCAAUUAACCGGACUACGAGUUGCCCAGAACGUAUCAACACUACUUAGACGGCAUAUUUCAGUAAGUCUUAAAGCUAGCAUCAACGCCACCACAAUGACUGCCGAUACCACUGCCAAUUUGAUAGGUUCUGAAACUAAUAUUUCCCCCCUCAAGUAUCCGGUGGCACGCAAAGAUGAAAGCGUCGUAGAAACCCACCACGGUGUUGAGGUCAAAGAUGUCUAUCGUUGGCUUGAGGAUCCCGAUGCGGAGGAGACACAAAAAUAUGUCGAGGAACAGAAUAAAAUCAGUCAACCCUUCUUGGAAGGUUGUGAGUCGUGGAAGAAAAUCAAUGAGAAACUAACCAAACUGUGGAACUAUGAAAAGUAUGGUUGUCCCAUGAAACAUGGAAAGUAUUAUUAUUUCUAUAAGAAUUCCGGUCUGCAGAAUCAGAGUGUUAUGUACCAGCAGGACUCGUUGGAUGGGGAGCCACGUUUGUUUUUCGAUCCCAAUGCCUUGUCCAGUGAUGGCACCAUUGCCCUGGCCCAAAAAUCCUUUUCCGAGGAUGGCAAAUAUAUGGCCUACGGUUUGAGUGCCAGCGGCUCGGAUUGGAUCAAGAUUUAUAUUCGCGAUGUGGAGACGGGUAAGGAUCAGGAAGAGGUAUUGGAAAAAGUGAAAUUUUCUGAAAUUUCAUGGACCAAGGACAACAAGGGCUUCUUCUAUGGUCGCUAUCCCAAUCAGGAGGGUAAAACCGAUGGUUCAGAAACCAAAUCAAAUGAAAAUCAAAAAUUGUAUUACCAUUAUGUGGGCCAACCUCAAGAGAAGGAUGUUCUCAUUGCCGAGUUUCCCGAAGAGCCCACAUGGCGCAUACAAUCUGUGGUCUCCGAUUGUGGCAAAUAUCUGAUACUGGCAAUUGUCAAGGAUUGCCGUGACAAUAUUGUCUACUAUGCCGACUUGGAGCCCGGUGCAGAAAUAACCGGCAAAUUGCAAGUCAAGAAAAUUGUUACCAAAUUCGAAUCCGAUUAUGAUUACAUCACCAAUACCGGCUCCAAAGUGUACUUCCGCACGAAUAAAGAUGCCUCCAACUACCGUGUCAUCAUGAUUGAUUUUGAAAACCCUGCCCAGGAAAAUUGGCAAACUCUCAUCCCCGAACAUGCCACCGAUGUUUUGGAUUGGGUCCAUUGUGUCAAUGAGGACAAAUUGGUCUUGGGCUAUAUUCAGGAUGUGAAGAGUGCACUGCAGGUUAAUUCCCUGCAAACCGGGGAGUUGAUACAUAAAUUUGAUUUGGACAUUGGUACCAUUGUGGCCUUAUCGGGAAAGAAGAAAGAAUCCGAGCUGUUCUACAACUUUUCUUCUUUCCUGACACCGGGAACCAUUUAUCAUUAUAACUUCAAGUGGAAUAAUUUUACACCCAAAGUUUUGAGGGAAAUCAAGCUAAACUUGGAAGGUUUCUCACCCUCCAACUACAAAGUGGAACAGGUGUUCUAUGAAAGCAAGGACUCCACCAAGAUCCCCAUGUUUAUUGUGUACAAAAAUACGAAGGCGGAAAAGAGAACACCACGCCCCUGCUUUUUGUAUGGCUAUGGUGGUUUCAACAUUAGCAUGCAGCCCUCGUUUGGUAUCACGGGUCUGAUGUUCAUCGACACCUUUGAUGGUGUCAUUGCCUAUCCCAAUUUACGUGGUGGCGGAGAGUAUGGUGAAAAAUGGCACAAUGCCGGACGUUUGUUGAACAAACAAAAUGUUUUCAAUGACUUCCAAGCGGCGGCUGAAUAUUUAGUGGCCAACAACUAUACCACCAAGGAUCGUUUGGUAAUACAGGGUGGUUCCAAUGGUGGGUUGCUCGUAGGUGCCUGUAUCAACCAACGUCCUGAUCUCUUUGGAGCCGCCGUGGCCCAGGUGGGUGUUAUGGAUAUGCUGCGUUUCCACAAAUUCACCAUUGGCCAUGCUUGGUGUUCCGACUAUGGCAAUCCCGAUGAAAAGGAACAUUUCGAGAACCUCAUCAAGUAUUCUCCGCUACACAAUGUCCAUACACCCAAGUCGCCGAGUGAAGAAUAUCCCUCAACUUUGGUGCUCACUGCCGAUCAUGAUGAUCGUGUUAGUCCAUUGCAUUCGUUGAAAUUCAUUGCCGCCCUGCAAGAGGCCGUACGCAAUUCGGAAUACCAGAAAAAUCCCAUUUUGCUGCGUGUCUAUAGCAAGGCAGGUCAUGGUGCCGGUAAACCCACAUCGAAACGCAUUGAAGAGGCAACGGAUGUGUUGACCUUUAUGCUGCGAAGUCUCAACAUUGAUAAGGUCAAUUUGUAAUGAAACAACUUGUCAUUGUGUUUGUGUCGUUACUAUUUUUGGGCAGAAAAUAUUGAAAUAAAUCAAAACAAAUUCAAAUUAUUAUCGUAAAGAAAAGCUUGUAAAUUUUGCUUCAACUUCUUCUUCUCAUUAUAUUGUAUUUCUCCUCCCAUUCUAAAUAUCUUUUUAAUUAAUAAAAAAAUUAAUAAAUUAAAAAAGAUAUUUGAAUA